Molecule: messenger RNA, 630 nt
Organism: Pseudoliparis swirei
Lineage: Eukaryota; Metazoa; Chordata; Actinopteri; Perciformes; Liparidae
Product: zinc finger protein 862-like
Exons: 3
Coding region: 4-630 (208 amino acids)
Source: RefSeq, a predicted model, not a curated record
AUCAUGAUUGAUGGGGACACAGAUACGUCAACAAAAGAGUGUGAAAUCAUAUAUGCCAGGAUCCUGCAACAAGGGAAACCAACAAAUGUUUUGAUUGGCCACAUCGAAGUGCAACAUGCACAUGCUCACGGUGUAUAUGAUGCCACCAAAGAGGCCUUCAAGAAACUAGGGACAGAAACAGGGUGGUUAGACAAGACAGUUGCCAUGGGAACUGACGGCGCAGCUGUCAAUCUUGGGCAUAAAGGAGGUGUAAUAGCCCUUCUCCAAGCUGAGGCAGGGGCUUUUAUUGUCCCAUUUCAUUGCAUGCCACAUAGGCUGGAGCUGGCAAUGCUGUCAGUGCAAAGGAAAAUUCCCAUGGUGGAUCAUGUCUACAGUCUCCUCAACAUGGUUUGGAAAACCUACCACUACAGCAGCAAGUCUAUGAGAGAACUGCGAGCACUUGGAGAGGAGCUGGGUGUGCAUGUCAAUGUACCAGGUAGUGUCAGUGGGACACGCUGGCUUGCACAUGUAAACCGUGCCCUGCAAACCCGACAGACCUGGAGGAAAGGACAGAAACCUGCAGAAUCCUGGCCAGUUCACAGCAGUUUACUUCCACAUGGAACAUUUGACUGCAUCAUCAACCAAUGCUGA